Molecule: messenger RNA, 3291 nt
Organism: Micromonas commoda
Lineage: Eukaryota; Viridiplantae; Chlorophyta; Mamiellophyceae; Mamiellales; Mamiellaceae
Exons: 1
Coding region: 1-3291 (1096 amino acids)
Source: RefSeq, a predicted model, not a curated record
AUGGGACCCCCGGGCGAACCCCCGCGCAAGCCCUGGGGCGCGCCGGCGUCCUACGGGCGCGGCGCGAAGAAGCCGCCCGCCGUCGGCGCCCGCGCUCGGCGCUCGUCCGCGCCCGUCUACAAUCCCCCCGUCCCCCGCGCGGCGAGGGGCGACGACGACGAGGGCGAUUCCGCACCCUCGCGCGCCGGAACCGUCGACGACGCCAACUUCCGCGCGUGGCAGCGCGUCGCGUCCAACGCCAAGGCGUCCUCGAGACCCGAGAAGGACCCGACGCCGCCGUCGCCCUUCGGCUCGGACAUCGACGCCCUCGCCGCGCCCGACGGAUCGUACGUGCCCCUCGGCGAACACACGCACGCGUCGUUCCACGACCUCGGCCCGGAGGAGAAGCGCAAAGUGGCCAAGCUCAUACGACAGGUGGUGGAGCUCUCCGAGGCGAGGAGUAAGCUGGAGAAGGAGCUGGACGAGCUGCGAGCGCGGUGCGUCACGGAGGAGGGCGCGAGGAAGGAUGCGCAGGCGGCCGAGGCGAACGGACGAGCGGAGAUCGAGACGCUCCGCGGAAAACUCGCGCGCGCGCUCGCCACCAUCAACGCGCUCGCGCGAGGAGACGCGCGCGCGUCGCUCGCGAUGGGGCAAGCAUCGGGUGAGUUGACGAUCACGCCGCUGCCGGAUACCCCCGCAAAGGCCGCCGCAUCGAACGUCGCCGCGAACGGAGUAGUGACGGAACCGACGGAUGACUCUUCGAUCGACAGCUGUGCGCAUCGAUCAACCGUCGGCUCACCCCCGGAGACUAUCGUCGUGCGGACGAGCGGCGUCGCACGAGAGGAGGCGACGCCAACGCCCUCGACGCCCCCCGCCGUCGUCAUCGCCGCCGCCGCCGCCGCCGCCGCCGCCGCCGAGAACGCGGCCGCCCCGGCGAACGCGAAAGCGGCGACCGCCGCGAAGCCGCCGCCGGGUUCCCCGUUUAUCCCCGGCCUCUCCCCGGGCUCGGCGCGGGAUCUGCGUUGGCUCUCCGCGGUGCAGUCCGGGACGUCGCGAGCGCCCGCGUGGGCCAAGGCGUCGAUGCUCGCCGCCGCCGCGCGGAACGCGGCGGCGCUUAAGACGGCACCCGGAUCCGAUUCUUCGUCGCCGUCGCCAUCGCCGGGGCCAGCGACGCCCAUGUCCGCGACUCGCUCCAUUCGUUCCGGCGCGACGAUGAACAUGACGCUCUCGCCCGACAGCAGCGUCAGCGUCGCCGCGCCGUCCCCGCCGAACGUAAACGACGCCGGGCGACCGGCAGAUACACCACACGAGUCGAGCCGCUCGGCGAAGGAUGGCGAAGGACGAGCUCGGCGUGAGAGAACGCUCACGCCGUCGUCCGCCCCCGAGCUCCCGCCCGAGGUUUUGGACGCCGCGAAGAGAGCCGCGGCGGCGGACCCGGAUGAUCCCCUCGUCGCCGCCCUCGCCGCAGCCGCCGCGGCGCAGGCUGGGAUCCACUGGGAACCCUUCGGAAUGAAUUCACCCGCGGGUGUUGGGUCGCCGAGGGCGGCGGCGGCGGCGGCGGAGCAGGGCGGCGGCGUCGAGCGACCGAAGGUGCUUCGCUUCGACCCCGAGAUGGGGCCGUCCGGGGCGUUUUAUUUCGCCGACGCCAGCGUGGACACGACGAGCGCAUCGUCGAUGGCGGCGGGCUCGCCCGUCGGGGACCCGGGCGGCGGUGACUCGUUCGACUCGAGCUUCGCGGUUGAGCGAGUUCACGCGCAUACGUCCGCGGCGGAGACGAACGAGGGGAUGACGAACGGGGAGGCGGAGUCGGAAGCGCCGAAGAAAAAAGGCGGACCAAGCGGGGACGUCGUCGCGGACGUCGCGGAGAAGGUGACGGGUCGCACGGUCGCCGCGGUGCUCGGCGUCGACGAGGACGGGCGUCGGGUGUCCGCGGAAGAGGCUGCGAGGUUCAUGCUCCGGGUCGACCGCGAGAUGACGAGCUACGCAGCCGCAGCCGCCGCGCCCCAGUCCGCCCCGGUGACUCACCCGAGCCCCCCGGGAUUCAUGGCGCCGCCGACCGCGACACGCCGCCACCGGGACCUGGACCACGACGCGACGUUCGCGUUCAGCGACGCGAGCUUCAGCGCGGUCGUGCACCCCCCGGACAUGUCCCCGCCCUCGCGGAUCAUCGAGGAGUUCCUCGUGCUCAAGGGUACCACCCCGGCGCCGGCGACUUGCGACGGCGACAAAAUCUUCAAAAAACAACAAUCAACGGCCGCGCCGUCGCCGGAGACGGCUGCCGCGCUCGAGGCGUGCCUCGGGGUCACGGAACCGAGGGCGGACCCCGUGGGGGACCACGUCUCCUCCGCGCCCGUCACUCCCGUUCGGGCGUUCGACGAGUUCGUCAAGCGGCGACACGGCGACGGUCGCGCGAGCUCCAUCGUUCAAAUCGCCGCGGAACAGGUGCGGCUCGGGGCGGCGAAUAAUACGAGCGGUGCGCGGGGGGCGCGCGCGGGGGCGACGUCCGCGUCGUCACCCGCACCCCCGCCCUCCUCCCUCGGCGGCUUCGGCGGCGGUGGCGGGAAAAAACCCGCGUUCGUGUUAACCCCGAACAGCCUCGCGACGCGGCGAGAAAAAGCCGCCGCCGUCGCCGAGAGGUUGCUCGCGCUCGAGCGGACCGAGGCGGCGGCCGGCGAGGUGGUGGCCGCGGAGCGCGUGGAGGUGCCGAGCCCGAGCCCCGAACGGCCGCCGGCGGAGGCGGCGGCGGCGAGGACGCCGGCGCCGGUGGCGUGGGAAAUUCCGAGCCCCGAGCCGCCCCCGGCGGAAGCCGGUUCAAAGCCCGCGAAAUCAAAGCCCGUCGAAAGCACUCGCCGACGGAGAGCAGUCGCCGGCGCCGACGGGACUCCUCCGCGCGAGAAGGACACCCCGGCCAGGCUUCUCGACGACGCGAGGGCGUUCGCGUUCGACGUGUCGCUCGUCGACCUCGUGGACGAGGCGGAGGCGAUGCUGCGCGAGGAGGAGGACGAGGAGGAGGAGGAGGAUACCCGCACACGCGGGGGCGCGACCAACCACAAACCGCCGUCGCCGAGGACGGGUGAUACGAAACGACGCGCUUCCGGGGGCGCGGGGGGUCGCGUCACGCCCGCCGGUCGAAAGAAUCCUCAGGGGUCCUCGAAAGGGUCACGCGCGCCUCUCGGACCCAUGCGCCAGAGGGACUACAACAAGUUUGGCGGGGUGCGGACGCCGCCGAGCGGGGGCGAGCGAAAAAAGCCGGGCUGGUUUACUUCCUAUCGGAGCUUCUCCGUCGGCAGGGCGGGGGAACCCGGGUUGUGA